This is a messenger RNA of Spodoptera exigua (beet armyworm), 996 nucleotides long. The record is from the annotation of a GenBank genome assembly. NCBI's taxonomy places the organism in Eukaryota, Metazoa, Arthropoda, Insecta, Lepidoptera, Noctuidae.
AUGUUAGAUAAAUUAAGGAUUUUAUAUUCGAAAGAUGAAAUCCUUGACUUAGAAUUAAGAGACUAUUACGAUAUUAUGAAACUAGGAUACUUCUAUAGAGAUAAUCAAAUAGUUAUAGUCUUUAAGAUGCCGAUUGCCUUCCCUCAACUUUACAACCUUUAUAAAUUAUCCGUCAUUCCUAAUAGAAAUAAUCAAAUCCUUAUACCUACCUCACCUUAUAUAGCGAUUUCUGGAAAGGAUUCUACGUACAUGGAGGCUGAAUGCCCGAAGGUAAAUUCCCUGUACCUCUGCGAGACGAAGACGAGAUACGAAACACCAGAUGAACCAAGCUGCAUCCAGCACCUGAUUCUCCACCAGGAACUUCUCCCAUCAUGCAAACUUACCAGAGUCAUAUUGAAGAAAGACGCCGUAGAACAACUAGAUGAAAAGCAUUACACCAUGAAUUUCCCAAAACCCACAAAGGUUAAGAUAUUCUGCAAGCAGGAAAUCUACAAAACUCUGGAAGGAAGCUAUCUGGCUGUCAUCCCAUAUAACUGCUUUAUCAAGACACCACACUUCACUAUAGCGAAUUCCAACAACCACAUCAAGGGAUUUGCCCUGGAAAUCAUACAACUGCCUAUAUCCAGUGAGCCACCAGCGUCGAGGGAGCCACCAGUUAUACUAAACUCUAUUGACUUAGAAAAUCUACACUCUGUCAAUAAGAAGAUAAUCCUCGAAACUCCAGUAGAACUGAGCCACGUCACCGAUACAAGCCUUUACCAUACAACGAUUCCUGUCUACGCUAUACUAUUCGGUGCAGGUGCACUCAUCAUUGCAUUGGUGUAUCGUCAGCAGCGAUUACGACGUUCUCAGAGAAACCAGUCUUCAGAAAGUCAUAACCUACCACCUUCUGGAGAGAGCGCUGAAACCCAACCAUCCAGGAAGACUAACCCCAGCGAGAUUAUAGUUGACCACAGCAACAUUUCAUCAUCCCUUCCACGCAGGAUUUCGAAAUAG